AUGGCGUUUGACCGUAGGGUUUCGUCGCUUGUGUUGGGUGCUCGUUUGCUUAUACUCGUCGUAUUUCUGCCGAUAGUGGCUUCACAACGUCGUUGUCAGACUCUUACAAUCGAAGCUUGUAAAGGAUUGAAUUAUAACCGAACUUUAUUUCCGAAUUUUGAAAACCAUCGAACACAAGGACAGGCUGAUUCGCUGGUUAAUCAUUUCAAACCACUUUUCAGGGUAACAUGUUCACCCGAUUUGAAGUAUUUUAUAUGUACCUAUUACGCGCCCGUGUGCAAUGCUUUGGGUAAACUUAUCAAGCCCUGUAAAUCGCUCUGCGAAACCGCUCGCAACGAUUGUCAUCAUGUCAUGUCACGAUUUGGGUAUGUGUGGCCUUCGCAGCUUGAUUGUAAGAAAUUCCCCGAUAUAAAACAAGAGAUAUGUGUCGGGCGAAAUAACUCCAGAACGACUCCGGCACGUCCGAAAAAGCCUCGUCCGACACGAGUUAGUGCGACGAAAAUUGUAAAGGCCGGCGGUACAACAAAAAUUGUCAACAUACCGCACGGGACUUUUGCACCAACGAAAGCUCGCGUAAUGACCGAAUAUGAAUGCCCCGAUGUGCUAAAGGCACCGAACGAUCUUCACAAGUUUAUGGGGAAAAAUUUAUGCGGUGCCCCGUGUAAUAAUAUAUACUUCACAGACGACGAGCGAAAAAUCUCGCGAAUUUGGACAGGGUUUUGGAGUACGAUAUGCGCAGCGUCGACCAUAUUCACACUGCUGACAUUUUUCAUUGAUAUGCGACGAUUUCGCUACCCCGAACGGCCUAUAAUCUUUCUGUCCGGAUGCUAUUUCGUUGUCGCAAUCGCAUUCUUCUCCGGAUUCGUAGCGAAAGACCGAAUCGCAUGUAACGACCCUGUUUCAGAGCGCACAAACAAGACGCUGACACAAGGAACGAAAAACGAAGGAUGUACUGUUGUAUUUAUGAUGAUAUAUUUUUUCUACAUGGCUGCUAGCAUCUGGUGGGUCGUGUUGACUUUAACGUGGUUCUUAGCAGCCGGUAUGAAAUGGGGACACGAAGCGAUUGAAAAUAAUUCACAGUUCUUUCACCUUGUUGCCUGGGUAAUUCCGGCCGUGAAAACAAUUGCAGUUCUAGUCCUGACCGAAGUCGACGGAGACGAACUGACCGGCGUCUGCUUCGUUGGCUUGUCAAGCGAAGCUGCAUUACGUGGCUUCGUGUUGGGCCCUCUCAUUGUUUACUUUUUUAUCGGCACGUUUUUCCUACUUUCGGGUUUCAUAUCCUUGUUCCGUGUGCGUUCGGUGCUCAAAAAUGACGGCGACAAACGGGAAAAGAUCGAGAAAUUAAUGAUACGAAUCGGCGUGUUUUCUAUACUGUACAUGGUGCCUGCUAUAACGGUCAUCGGAUGCUUAUCGUACGAGCAAGGCAACAGACAGAAAUGGCGACAGUCGUGGCUUGAUGCGGAUUUGCUUGUACGAAGUCAUUGCAUCGGCAGUUCGUGUCCAACUCCAGUUGGCGAGCAACGGCCUGACUUUGCUGUAUUUUUAGUAAAAUACCUUAUGUUUCUUAUUGUUGGAGUGACGUCGGGAUUCUGGGUUUGGUCAACGAAAACGCUGGGCUCUUGGCGACGACUUUAUACGCGCCUCAAACCGGCGAAGAACGAGAUUAGCACAUAA
Messenger RNA from Paramuricea clavata, 1674 nucleotides. The record is from the annotation of a GenBank genome assembly. Lineage: Eukaryota; Metazoa; Cnidaria; Anthozoa; Malacalcyonacea; Plexauridae.